Anolis carolinensis (green anole) is the source of this 1624-nucleotide messenger RNA. Its product is annotated as 11-beta-hydroxysteroid dehydrogenase type 2. Gene Ontology annotation, molecular function: 11-beta-hydroxysteroid dehydrogenase (NAD+) activity. Gene Ontology annotation, biological process: glucocorticoid metabolic process. The transcript is spliced from 5 exons. The record is from RefSeq and is a predicted model, not a curated record. The coding region runs from base 174 to 1256 and encodes 360 amino acids. Gene Ontology annotation, cellular component: intracellular membrane-bounded organelle. Lineage: Eukaryota; Metazoa; Chordata; Lepidosauria; Squamata; Anolidae.
UGGCGUGUCCCUGCGUGGGGGGCCCCUGCCCGCCCCUCGGCCCCUCCCUUUGUCCCUUCCUUCCUCCCGUGGAUAAGAAGCCGGGCGUCGGGGCGGCGGAUGCAGAGGCGCGCCUGGCUGCCCUCGCGGAGCCCCAGCCUGCCCGCCUGCCUUCCUGCCCGCCCGGUUCCGACAUGGAGGGCUGCUCGUCCUCCUCCUCCUCGGGGUGGGCUGCCUUCCUGGGCUGGGGCUGGCUGUGGGGCUGGGCGGCGGGGGCGCCGGCGGUGCUGCUCCUCCUCCUGCCCUUCUUCUUCUUCUUCUUCUUCUCCUCCUCCUGGCGACGGCCCCCCGCGCCCCCCGCCCACGGAAGGGCCGUCUUCCUCACCGGCUGCGACUCUGGCUUUGGCAAGGCAGCCGCCCGGCACCUGGACUCGCUGGGCCUGCGGGUCUUUGCCACGGUGAUGGACUUGCAAGGCCCGGGCGCCGAGGAGCUGCGCCACUCCUGCUCCCCACGGCUGACCCUCCUGCAGAUGGACCUCACCCAGGAAGAGGACAUCCAGUGGGCCGUGGGCUUCGUCCGGGCACAGACAGCUGGCACCGGGUUGUGGGGCCUGGUCAACAACGCCGGCUGGAACGACACCAUUGCGGACGCAGAGCUAACACCGCUGGAGCAGUUCCGCUACUGCAUGGAGGUCAACUUCUUCGGCACCUUGGCCUUGACCAAGGGCCUCCUGCCGCUGCUGCGUGCCUCGCAGGGGAGGAUCGUCACAGUCAGCAGCCCAGCAGGGAGCAUGCCCUACCCGUGCCUGGGCAGCUACGGGGCCUCCAAGGCCGCCCUCAGCCUCCUCAUGGACACCUUCCGCUGCGAACUGGCCCCCUGGGGGGUCCGCGUCAGCCUCAUCUUCCCCGGAUACUUCAAGACAGGCAGCUCCUGCAGCCCUGAAUACUGGACCACGCGGAAGCAGGAGCUGCUGUCCAGCCUGGGUCCGGAGCUGCUGGAGGCCUACGGGGAGGAGUAUCUGGAGGAGAUCAACCGCCAGUUCCUGGCCUUCAUGAAGGUGGCGGUGGAGGACCUGAGCGCAGUGGUGGACAGCAUCACGGAUGGGCUGCUUUCAGCACGGCCGCUGGGCAAGUACUACCCCGGGCGGGGCCUGGGCCUCAUGUACUUUAUCCACCACUACCUGCCGCCCGCUGCCCGUGACCUCUUCCUCAAGACCUUCUUCAUCAACCCCGCCUUGCCCCGAGGGUUGCGGCCCAAGGACCCCCCCAAGCCAUGAGACAAUCCCUUCUCAUUGUUACGUCUUUGUGGCAAAGGCAGCUCCUCCGCAUCCUCGUGAAAUACCUCCAGGGACUCUGUCCCGUUCACCGACUGACCUUCUCUCUCUCUCGUUGCUAUUGCUGCUGUCCACUGAUGGAAAUGUCUCGGCCACUUCUGCGAUGCUGCUGGUCACUCUUUCGCCUCGACACGCUUACUGUCACGCAAGCACACGCACACGCAAACUGCCUCUCCAGAGCCGAGCCAAGGCAGCCGGGCUGCUCCUCAUGCUGCUGCUGCUGCUUCCUCAGGGACAAAGAGAGGACUGCGAGUCUAGAGCUUGCAAGUCUCUCCCCAAAGAGCUGAAAAUAAAUUUUAUACAAAACAAAA